UGAAUUAGCUCAUUUUCGAUGGAUAAGAAGAGUCAACUUAUCUAGCUGUACUGAUUGCUAAAGGGACCUCAUAUGCUUCUAUACUUCAUCCUAUAAAGUCGAAUGAAUAUUUGGUGUCUUAAGAACACAAGUGUGUAGUAAGUGAUGAACAUGGGAUCUAGAAAUAUUUGGUUUCCAUGUCCAUAUCUGAUCUUGCUUUCCUGGUUCCUUUCUGCUCAUAUCUUCUUAGCUAUGGAACAAAGAUCCACUUACAUUGUCCACCUUGACAAGUCCUUAAUGCCAAAUGUCUUUGCUGAUCACCAUCAUUGGCACUCUUCCACCAUUGAAUCCAUCAAAGCUUCUGUUCCUUCAUCAGAAGACAGAUUCCACUCUGCUCCAAAACUUGUUUAUUCUUAUGACAAUGUGUUUCAUGGCUUCAGUGCUGUUUUGUCCAAAGAUGAACUGAAAGCUUUGAAAAAGUCACCAGGUUUCAUUUCAGCAUACAAAGAUAGAACUGUGGAACCUCACACUACUUACACAUCUGAUUUCCUCAAGCUCAAUCCUUCAUAUGGCCUAUGGCCAGCUUCUGGUUUAGGCCAAGAUAUGAUUGUGGCUGUUCUUGACGGUGGAAUCUGGCCCGAAUCCAUGAGUUUCCAAGAUGAUGGUCUGCCAGAAAUCCCCAAAAGGUGGAAAGGAAUUUGUAGGCCCGGUACCCAGUUUAACACUUCCAUGUGCAACAGAAAACUCAUUGGGGCUAAUUACUUCAAUAAGGGUAUUUUGGCGAAUGAUCCCACUGUGAACAUCUCCAUGAAUUCUGCCAGGGAUACUAAUGGUCACGGCACACAUUGCGCUUCCAUUGCUGCUGGGAACUUCGCCAAAGGUGUUUCCCAUUUUGGAUAUGCACCAGGGACAGUAAGAGGGGUUGCUCCACGAGCUAGGAUAGCUGUGUACAAGUUUAGCUUCAAUGAAGGAACUUUUACAUUAGAUUUAAUUGCUGCUAUGGACCAAGCUGUUGCAGACGGUGUUGACAUGAUAUCUAUUUCUUUUGGUUACCGUUUCAUUCCCUUAUAUGAAGAUGCUAUAUCAAUUGCCUCUUUUGGAGCUAUGAUGAAGGGAGUGCUAGUUUCAACAUCAGCUGGAAAUCGAGGUCCAAGCGUGGGAAGUUUAAGCAAUGGAUCUCCAUGGAUCUUGUGUGUGGCAUCAGGCCACACUGACAGAAAAUUUUCAGGAACUUUGACUUUGGGAAAUGGGUUAAAAAUUAGGGGAUGGAGCUUAUUUCCUACAAGAGCCUUUGUCAGGGAUUCUCCAGUGAUUUACAACAAGACUCUGGCCACUUGUGAUUCAGUUGAAUUGUUAUCGCAAGUUCCUGAUCCCGAAAGCACCAUCAUCAUCUGUGAUUAUAAUGCAAAUGAAGAUGGUUUUGGUUUCACCAUUCAAAUUUCUACCGUCAUUCGAGCAGGACUGAAAGCAGGCAUCUUCAUCUCUGAGGAUCCAGGAGUGUUCAGUUCUUCUUCUUUUCCCUACCCGGGAGUUGUGAUUGACAAAAAGGAAGGGAAACAAGUCAUUAAUUACGUUAAAAGCAAUGUUGCUCCCACGGCCACUAUCACGUUUCAAGAAACAUAUGUGGAUGGUACGCCUGCCCCAGUUCUUGCUGGAAGCUCAGCACGAGGGCCCUCCAGAAGCUACUUGGGCAUCGCAAAGCCAGAUAUUAUGGCACCAGGGGUACUAAUUCUUGCAGCAUUUCCACCAAAUCUCAUUUCAGUAAGUAUUCAGACGAACUUAGACCUAUCCAGUGAUUACGAACUUAAAUCAGGCACAUCCAUGGCUGCUCCUCAUGCUGCUGGAAUUGCAGCAAUGCUGAAAGGUGCACAUCCUGAAUGGAGUCCUUCUGCAAUUCGCUCCGCUAUGAUGACCACAGCAAACCAUUUGGAUAGUAUUAAAAAACCUAUAAAAGACGAUAAUAACUGGGUUGCCACACCCCUAGACAUGGGUGCAGGGCAUGUUGACCCAAACAGAGCUCUUGAUCCCGGGCUAGUAUAUGAUGCCACUCCACAAGAUUACAUAAAUCUUAUAUGCUCUAUGAAUUUCACCGAAGAGCAAUUCAAAACAUUUGCAAGAUCAUCAGCCAAUUACCACAACUGCUCAAAUCCAUCAGCUGAUCUCAACUAUCCAUCAUUCAUUGCAUUGUACCCGUAUAGCCUGGAGGGGAACUUCACCUGGUUGGAGCAGAAAUUCAGGAGGACCCUUACAAAUGUCGGUAAAGGUGGAGCAACUUAUAAAGUGAAGAUAGAAACUCCAAAGAAUUCCACAGUUUCAGUGUCUCCACAAACACUGGUGUUCAAGGGGAAAAAUGAUAAGCAGAGUUAUAAUUUGACAAUUCGAUAUAUAGGUGAUAGUGAUCAGAGUAGGAACUUUGGGUCGAUCACUUGGAUUGAAGAAAAUGGCAACCACACUGUUCGGAGUCCUAUAGUGACAACUACCAUUAUUGAGGUAUGGGAUAGCGAAGACUAAGGCGAUCAGAUUCUUGAGAAGCAAGUACACUGUACAA
Messenger RNA from Solanum pennellii, 2527 nucleotides. RefSeq names its product subtilisin-like protease SBT1.9. Gene Ontology annotation, biological process: proteolysis. The transcript has a single exon. NCBI's taxonomy places the organism in Eukaryota, Viridiplantae, Streptophyta, Magnoliopsida, Solanales, Solanaceae. Bases 145 to 2490 code for a protein of 781 amino acids. Gene Ontology annotation, molecular function: serine-type endopeptidase activity. The record is from RefSeq and is a predicted model, not a curated record.